Molecule: messenger RNA, 2550 nt
Organism: Gregarina niphandrodes
Lineage: Eukaryota; Apicomplexa; Conoidasida; Eugregarinorida; Gregarinidae
Exons: 1
Coding region: 1-2550 (849 amino acids)
Source: RefSeq, a predicted model, not a curated record
AUGUUGACACUGGGUUGUCGAAGUUCAAAGGCUACUGUUCAAUUUCUGGUUGCGGCACCUAAGGAAGCGAUGAAGAGUUUGAUUGACGCGGGCAAGGAUAGCACUGCUUCCUGUGACGAGGAAGCUCCGUUGAAUGAAGAACUUGACUGGCUGGAUGCAUGUUCUAGGAUCUUCCUUUACCGUUCGGGUGAGACCAACGGUGUGGGCGAAGACCUAGCAAUGCGAGAGCUCAAAAAGUAUUUACAGAGGGUGGACCCAGAUGACGCAUUCUCCGAAGUUUCCGACCUGAUCUGUUUUGACAGUGUUGGUUUGACACUGUCAGAGAUCCGGGAAGUACAGGGAAAUAGUCGUUACGCUGAGUUCUUGCAAGUCACCAGUUGCAAUGAUCUGACACCUACGGAAAUGGAGAAUGUUCGUCGGAAGCUCCCCGAAGAAUGGAUGACACUGCUGCACAAACCGUCUCUCGUGAACCCACGUUGCCUGGCGGUCUCCAUGGCCGCCGCUUUAGCCAGUGGGCUGGCUUUGUAUUUUGGAUACCAGUGGUUCGUUUCCGAGAGCCGUGCUCCAUGCAUUGCUGAACAUUGGAUGGAUGAAGAAUUGACUAUGAAUACCACCGUGGCCCACAAUACCACGGAUACCACAAUCGAGAAUACCGCUGCAAUAAAUUCGAUUCCGACGGAUUCGAGGUUCUUGUACUUCGUGUCAAAGGUCGCUGAGAACACGACCAAGAGAAUUUUCGGGACUACUCCACAAUACGAGCCCAACACCACCGCCCAUUAUGGCACAACCUCACAUAUACCCAACACGGAUGACAGUACAUUGGUUGACCUUGCCACUACAGUGGCUGUGAACGUAGCGAGGGAAGCAUUGCAGAAGAAUAUCGUGAACGACGUUGGGACCAUGAAGGAUGUUGCGAAGAAUACCAACGAUGUUGCGAAGAAUACCAACGAUGUUGCGAAGAAUACCAACGAUGUUGCGAAGAAUACCACGUCAAGCGUAAGCGGGAAUACGACCAAGCCAAGUUUGGUAAGAAAGAAGAGAGGGUUGAACUUGAAGUUACAUAUGAGCGAACGUGAGCUGGCGUGGCUGCGAACCAAUUGUCCCGGCGAGUCUUACAAGGUGUUGGAGGAUCACAAGGAACCUGUGCCCCUUUGGAUGAGAAUGGAGGAGGAAGGGCAGUAUCCAUGUGGUGGUCUGAGUGGACAAUUGCGGUGUCAGACAGCUACGAAUAAAACGCCCAAUGUAUGUUAUGCAUUUGGUGGUCCGUGGACCUUCGACGCUUUUGCGGUGAGGGAUGCUAUUAGACGUAGUCAGCAGAGAGUUGGAGACUGCUUUGUGCGAUGCGAUGAGCGGGAUAAGGAAAUGGAGCAUGUCUGGACGGAGACCGGAAGGCAUCUACCAUGGAUUGCAUCGUAUCCUGAAGUUGGGUUCAUCGACUACACUUUCCAUCCCGCAAAAGCCGACAUACAUGAUUUCAAUGCGAUGAUCGAGACACGAUAUCCUCUCGUGGAGAAAUGCUCUGGGAUAUGUUCGAAUUGCCUGAAUGACCCCCGUAUAAGGAGAUGCACAUGUGAUUUUGCGAGGACCAUGUGUUGGGGUGUCGAAUCGAUUGGUUACAACACAGAGAUGGAACGUCAGAUUAAGUUGGUGACUCUGUUUAAUGGUAAUAGUGAAAAAGAAAAUAAGCGUGUUAAGUGCAGAUUAGAAUGCCGUAAGGUAAGGCCGGAUAUUCCGGCAACUUUCGGCACAAAGGCGGAGGUCAAACUUGUGGAAACCGGGGAACCCCCCCGCAGAGGUGAUAAUUCGCUGGAUUGGAUGAUGAGUAGAAGAGAGCUGAGCCUGCUUCAGAGGCCUGUCGAAGAAUGCGGUGGUGAACGCCUAUGGGACAAUAGGCGAUACUGGAUUAAGCUGGAUAAGAUCGGACCGCAUCCAUGUAGAGGUCGAAGUGGAUUAAUCAAGUGUGAGAGGAUGGCGGCAAGUAGCGGCAGGUUCUCAUUGAACCCAGAGGAAUGGUUCCCAUACAAAAACACUUGCCAUCGCUUUGGUCCUCAACAUAUGGGGGUCUAUGCGGUGCAAGAUGCUGCAAGGCAGUAUUUCAGGAAAGUCCGAAAUUGUUUUGUGACAUGUGACACAACCGAACAAGUCUAUCACACCCUAUGGCAGAUGGCCGACGAUAAUCUGGGCCACUUGCCUGGCUACCAAAGCUAUCACUUGCCCAAACCUGACAGUGUAUUAAACCACUUAGAAGAAGAUUUGCGGGAGCACCACCCCACCGAAAAGCGUCAAGUAUCGUUCUGCAACCGACACUGUAUAAUUGCCGAUGACCGUGUCUGUCGCCUAGCCCACGUUGAAUGUGUGUCCGAGUACAAAAACCAACUCCCUGAGACGCUUCAUUCGUUCGGAUUCACAACAAGUGUACGGGACGCGUACAAGAUGCUGGGUAUCCCCGUGGUUGACAAACGCCAAGACCUGGUCAUGCGAAAGUGUAUCACCGAAUGCUAUGGUGAAUUAUGGCCGGUUCCUGAUCAGUGGCCUCUGGGAAAAAAAUAA